Molecule: messenger RNA, 1487 nt
Organism: Triticum dicoccoides
Lineage: Eukaryota; Viridiplantae; Streptophyta; Magnoliopsida; Poales; Poaceae
Product: G-type lectin S-receptor-like serine/threonine-protein kinase SD2-5
Exons: 1
Coding region: 180-1487 (435 amino acids)
Biological process (GO): protein phosphorylation
Molecular function (GO): ATP binding; protein kinase activity
Source: RefSeq, a predicted model, not a curated record
GAUCAGGGUGCAGAAGGGGGCCGUACUGUGGGGCCAACAUCACGUCACAGUGUCCGAGCGAGCUCAAGGCGCCGGGAGGCUGCAACAGCGCAUGUAACGCGCUUCAAAACCAGUCCAGUUUGUACUGCUGCUAUGGAAGACACUGUGAAUCCAACAAAUAUUCGGCCUUUUUUGUGCGGAUGUGCCCGGAAGCAUUAAGCUUCUCCAGCGAUGCUCCGUCACAAACUGCAUUCAGUUGUCCAUGGGAUACCAACUACCAGGUCAUCUUCUGCCCACCGAUCAAUCCAACGUCUUCACCUCCAAGUCAUCCUAACAAAUCUGGUUUUAGGCCAGCAAGCACAGAACCAUCAUCUAGGAAAGUAAGAACUGUUGUUUUGAUUGCAAUUACUGGUCCCAUAGUUUUUGUUCUCGCAUUGAUCUUUUUCGUCGUAUAUCGGAGAAGAACACGACGGCACCAUGAGAUGGAGGAAGAUGAGGCAGAGUUCGGUCAACUACAAGGAACACCAAUGAGGUUUACGUUUCAACAGUUAGAAGCAGCAACAGAGCAAUUCAAGGACAAGCUCGGGGAAGGAGGAUUUGGGUCUGUUUUCGAGGGACAGCUAGGCGAGGAAAGGAUUGCGGUAAAACGUUUGGAUCGAGCUGGUCAGGGGAAGAAAGAAUUCUUGGCGGAGGUUCAGACAAUUGGCAGCAUUCAUCAUAUCAAUCUGGUCAGGCUGUUUGGUUUCUGUGCAGAGAAAUCCCAUAGGCUCUUGGUUUAUGAGUAUAUGCCAAAAGGAUCCUUGGACAGGUGGAUCUAUGGUCGACAUGAAAAUAGUGCUCCUCCGUUAGAAUGGAAGGUACGAUGCAAGAUUAUCACUGACAUAGCUAAGGGUCUGUCUUAUCUCCACGAGGAUUGCAUGAAGAGAAUUGCUCAUUUGGAUGUCAAGCCACAAAAUAUCCUCUUAGAUGAUGACUUCAAUGCUAAACUUUCCGAUUUUGGUCUAUGCAAGCUCAUUGAUAGGGACAUGAGUCAAGUGGUUACAAGAAUGAGAGGCACACCUGGUUAUCUAGCCCCUGAAUGGUUGACAUCACAAAUCACGGAGAAGGCCGAUGUCUAUAGCUUUGGCGUUGUGGUCAUGGAAAUCGUGAGCGGAAGAAAGAACCUCGACACUUCCCUGCCUGAAGAGAGCGUCCAUCUUAUUACCCUAUUGGAAGAAAAGGUGAAGAACAAUCACUUGGAAGAUUUGAUUGACAAGAGCAGCAACGACAUGCAAGCACACGAGCGAGAUGUGAUUCAGAUGAUGAAGCUCGCGAUGUGGUGUUUGCAGAUUGACUGCAAAGGAAGGCCUAAAAUGUCCGAGGUAGUCAAAGUCUUGGAAGGUACCAUAGAUGCAGAGAGCAACAUAGAUCAUAACUUUGUCGCAACAAAUGAACCAAAUUUUGGUAUUGCUGGAAAUGUGAACUCUUCAGCUCCACCUGUAGCCUCAGAUGUAUCGGGUCCAAGGUGA